Molecule: messenger RNA, 2574 nt
Organism: Bombina bombina (fire-bellied toad)
Lineage: Eukaryota; Metazoa; Chordata; Amphibia; Anura; Bombinatoridae
Gene: ARHGEF33
Product: Rho guanine nucleotide exchange factor 33
Exons: 16
Coding region: 1-2574 (857 amino acids)
Molecular function (GO): guanyl-nucleotide exchange factor activity
Source: RefSeq, a predicted model, not a curated record
AUGCACCUCCAGCUCAGACACAGCUGUCCACAGAGGCACACUUUGAACCGUUCAGAUGUCACCUAUGGAGAGACUGAAAAUGUACCAGUAAACAGCCUUCCAGCACAGAUAUAUCAGUUACAGAUUUUGGCAUCAGAACUGAAGUCAGGAUUUGCUGACGCAAUGCAGGAGUUGUCCAGAAUACAGCAUGGAGAGUACGCCCUGGAGGAGAAGGUUAAGAGCUGCCGCUGUACCAUGGAAGAAAAAGUUACAGAGAUGAAGAAUUCACUGAACAACUUAAAAGAAGAGGUCAACACAGCUAUGGCAAUGAUUCAUGCAAUAAUUGCCAAACAAGAGGAGAUGCAGCAGAAAAUUGAGCAACUUCAGCAGGAAAAGAGAAGAGAGUCUCGCAAAGUGAAAAACAAAAGGAUUCAGAAGGAAGACCACAUGGUACAGUCACAAGCGCCACAGAACAACAAUUUUCAGCCCUCCGGCCACUCUGAGCCAAUGCUUAUUAAUCACCAUUUUAAUAACCUGACUUCCUAUGAGAAAGGUAGUGUCUCAAAUAGAGUCGCGUGUGGAUGCGACAUGGUCACAGUAACGAUCCAGACACGAGCCACUCAUGAAGAGACUGAUGAAAGCUUUAAAUCUUCGGUGUCAGCUGAGGCACAUACACGAGUGUACAUGCCUUCUCUUGUCUGGAGACAGCAAAAGGAUGGGAGUGAAUGGGAUGAGGAACAUUCUCCAAAGAAGCAAACAGAAAGACUACAAGAGACAACACAGAGCAGAAAUAUCCCUGUGGAAAACGCGUUAAGUGAACCUAAAGUUUUUGCAAGAAGGCAAAGUGCUGCCAAAGACCUUUUGGAGUCAGAGAGAAAAUAUGUGCUGAAUCUGUCUCAUAUUUUAAAGAUCAGGGCCACCUUACAAGGGUCUGACAUUAAGAGGACGGCCAAAGAGAGAAGUUUCUUCCCUAGUUCCUUGCGAUAUUUGAUCCAGCAUCAUCUUGACCUCCUCCACAUACUCCAGGAGAGAGUCGUCAAAUGGUCCCGGCAAGGUAUCCUUGGAGACAUAUUCUUGAAGCUAACCAAUGAUGAGAACAAUUUCUUGGACUACUAUGUGGCUUACUUGAAAGACUUGCCAGAAAGCAUUUCAGUAAUUCAUAUUGUGGUUCUGAAAGAGGCGGAGGAAGAUAUUAAGUCAGAUCUUUACAUAUUGCUUUUUCAUGUAGUACAGCGAAUCCCAGAAUAUCUUAUUCUCUUACAGAAUAUCCUAAAAUACACAGAACAGGAACACCCAGAUUAUUACUUACUUCUGGUCUGCGUUCAACGUCUUCGAGUUUUCAUCUCUCACUAUAGUGUGCUGUUUCAGUAUAACGAAGACCUUCUCAUUCAGAAGAGAAAAAAAUUAAAGAAGUCCUCAUUGAUAAAGCUGUACAAAGGUCUUGCUUCUCAGUGCUCUGGAUAUACACAGGAAAUUCCUCCUAAUCUGAGUAACGCUACUAUCAUCAAGGAAAAUGCAAUUCAGUCAGAUGAAACACUUCAGGCUUACCCUUCAGCAUCAGGAUCCAGCUCAUCUGUUACACAUCUGGUGCACCAAGUGAAGAACAGCCGUCAUAGUCCGGUUGAAAACAUCCAGUCAGUAAAAUCGUCAGAAUGGGAUGUUGAUGUAAAGAAACAUGACAGAUCAGAAAACCUCUUGGCUCCGACCCCAUUUCCUGGAGCAGAGCAAGAACACAAUUCCAUGUUGGCCCCUUUACAGUCAAUACCAGAGAUGGAGUUUGAAAGCAAUCCUGUAGAUUCAGUACUCGAUGUGGAGAGAUCUGUAAGAAAAUCUGCUAAUAUAAGUGAUGGGAACUUUGCACCUAACUAUGAGGAAUUUGAAUAUGGAGGUGAAAUAAUAGGGAUUUCUACUCCGUAUGAAGAUGAAACAUUUCCCAGCAGACCUUUAUUUGAGUCUUGUUCGCCGGCUUCCUCAGAGUCCAGCCUCGAUAUUUGUUUUUUGAGGCCUGCCAACUUCACGCUAGAAUCCAACAGGAUGGAGCGUUUUGUGCAACCUCUCUCCAGAGGUUGCUUUUCUCCUGUGAGCAACAGCAGCUACAGACAUGAAGGGAUUCAUGUGAAAAAUAAGCCUCUGAGUAGGUCACUUAAGGAGUUCCCUAGGAAUCAAGAGACAGUCUCUGCCAGGCUUUACAGCACCAGGAGCACGAAUGCCGCCAGAAUGCAGCUCAGACAGGAGAGAAAUGCUCACGGGCUUUCCGCAUCAUCUCGCAACUCUCACAGACAGUUUUAUAUUCCUCAAAGGCCUCACGGUGAAAGCAGAUCUUUGUUAGAGGAGAUGCACAUGGACAGAAAUGCAAGAUUUUACCAAAAAGAUGAAACUGAACAAACGUCUUUUAGUGAGCAUCACCCAAGAUCCGAUCAAAAAGGAGGUUUCCGGAGUUCUUUCCGUAAGCUAUUUAAAAAGAAGUCCUGCGGACUAGAAAGCAAAGAGAAAACGAGUGAAAGGUCAUCAAUUGAUCAAUCUCCUACAAGAUAUGAGAUCUUCAGAGCACACUCUGCGCUAAUCAGUGAACUUGACCGGGGUACAGCUGUGUAG